GGGGCAAGCGACGGGUCGGCCGGACUGAAGGGCGGCGGCGGACGCACGGCCGCCUCGCGUGCGCAGCCGGGGCUGGGCGGUGCCGCAGCGGCACCGGGGGAUGCUGGUGCUGGGCCGGGCCUCUCACUCCUCAACUUAGGGCGGCGGCGGGCCGCACCCCUGGUUCCCGGGCCAUGGCGCUGAGGGAACUCAAAGUGUGCCUGUUGGGGGAUACGGGUGUGGGUAAAUCGAGCAUAGUAUGGCGGUUCGUGGAGGACAGUUUUGAUCCGAAUAUCAAUCCAACCAUAGGGGCAUCCUUUAUGACCAAGACUGUCCAGUACCAAAAUGAGCUACAUAAAUUCCUAAUCUGGGAUACAGCUGGACAAGAACGAUUCCGUGCCUUGGCACCGAUGUACUAUCGAGGCUCAGCGGCAGCCAUCAUCGUCUAUGAUAUCACAAAAGAAGAGACGUUUUCAACAUUGAAGAACUGGGUGAGAGAGCUCCGCCAGCAUGGUCCCCCUAGCAUUGUUGUUGCCAUUGCAGGGAACAAAUGCGAUCUUAGCGAUGUCAGAGAAGUCAUGGAGAGAGAUGCGAAGGACUAUGCCGACUCCAUUCAUGCCAUCUUUGUAGAGACCAGCGCAAAGAAUGCAAUAAACAUAAAUGAACUCUUUAUAGAAAUUAGCCGAAGAAUUCCAUCCACGGAUGCCAACCCGCCGUCUGGCGGCAAGGGCUUCAAACUCCGAAGACAGCCGUCAGAGCCAAAGCGAAGCUGCUGCUGAUGACCCAGGCCCCACACUGAUGAAGAAGCGGGUGGUCCUGGACGGUGCAGGAGGACCAGUCCCUGCCAUUGGCAGCCGCCUCGUGCCCUGGAGUCUUCUUCAUGCAGAAAGGACUCAGAGGAACUGGCUGUUGGGUUCUCUUGGGAAACUGCAGCAGGUGUUUCCAUCUGCAGACUUGUGGUGCGGACUCUGGCUUGCAAAGGGACCACAUCCUUGGCUAUUGACCUAGCUGAAAGGAGCGUCUGAUAUAUGGAUGGUAGGAUUGAAUUGCUGGUGCUUUUGUAAUCAGGAUGUCAUGUAUCAUUUGUAAAGGGAAAUGAGCACUUUCAUGGAUCUUAAGGGAAAAGGUCCUUGUCUCUUGUAUCAGAGUUGCGUCAUUUAAGAUAUAGAAAGUGAUCACAGUGGAAGGACAGUUGUUCCUGGGACAGUCUCCACCAUCUCUAAUGCACUUUCCUACACAGUAAAUUAACACGCAGCGGCAGCAGCAGCCUGACUCACCUUGGGUUUACUUCGGACCCUGUUUAUGUCACCACAUAUUAGUUUUAUCAUUACCUUUCUAAAUAAGUUCCCGUGGCCCAGGGGAUGGUGUAGAGACACUCCUUGGAGCCAGUUGAGUUACAUAUGUCUACACUGAUGAACAGUGGUUUAAAAGGAAGAGAGAAAGAACAAAGGAAAUGGUUUUUUGUUUUUUGGCCCAGGUAUU
This is a messenger RNA of Peromyscus eremicus (cactus mouse), 1461 nucleotides long. RefSeq names its product RAB22A, member RAS oncogene family (gene Rab22a). NCBI's taxonomy places the organism in Eukaryota, Metazoa, Chordata, Mammalia, Rodentia, Cricetidae. The record is from RefSeq and is a predicted model, not a curated record. The coding region runs from base 174 to 758 and encodes 194 amino acids. Gene Ontology annotation, molecular function: GTP binding; GTPase activity. The transcript has 7 exons.